GUGUGUGUGUGUGUGUGUGUGUGUGUGUGUGUGUGUAGGAGUAUGUGCGUCUGAUUGGUCCCUGGUGUCAGGUGAACAUCGGCUCCUGUCGCUUCAUGCUGGGUCAGUGUUACCUGGCCAAUGGGGAGGGCCAGAAGGCUCUGCAGUGUUUCCAGGAGGCAGCGACGGAGGUGGAGAAGGAGGAAUUCCUGAUGAAACUGACGGGCACCGAGGAGGAGGCCUCCACUCCCAGACUACAGUACUACAACAAGGUGCUGCGGCUGCUGGAGGACGUGGGUCUACCCGAGUUGGUCAUCCAGCUGGCAUCUCUGGCCAUAACGGAGGCCGUCAGCGACGUCAAUAGUCAGGUAACAUUCAGCAGACAGACGGGUAACAUUCAGCAGACGGGUAGACAGACAGCGUUGGUGGUUUUUAAACAUGGUUUAUUUGACACUUAUAUUAAUUAGUGCUGGGUUAGAAUCCAGGAAAUCACAUUGUAUGAUUUUUAAUGAAUUAAUUGGUAAAUUCCUU
Molecule: messenger RNA, 510 nt
Organism: Anarrhichthys ocellatus (wolf-eel)
Lineage: Eukaryota; Metazoa; Chordata; Actinopteri; Perciformes; Anarhichadidae
Product: nuclear pore complex protein Nup160-like
Exons: 3
Coding region: 96-446 (116 amino acids)
Cellular component (GO): nuclear pore
Molecular function (GO): structural constituent of nuclear pore
Source: RefSeq, a predicted model, not a curated record